AUGGCUGCUCAGCAGAACGGUGCCUCCAAUGGCUUCACUGUCAAGGCCGGUUUGGCCCAGAUGUUGAAGGGCGGUGUGAUUAUGGACGUCGUCAAUGCGGAACAAGCUCGCAUUGCCGAGGAAGCGGGAGCUGCCGCCGUCAUGGCCCUUGAGCGUGUCCCCGCUGAUAUCAGAGUUGAGGGUGGUGUGGCGCGCAUGUCGGACCCCGGCAUGAUCAAGGAUAUCAUGAAGGCCGUUACUAUCCCCGUCAUGGCUAAGGCCCGUAUUGGCCACUUCGUCGAGUGCCAGAUUCUCGAAGCCAUUGGUAUCGACUACAUCGACGAAUCCGAAGUCCUUACCCCUGCUGACAACGUCUACCAUGUCACCAAGCACAACUUCAAGGUCCCCUUCGUCUGUGGCUGCCGUAACCUGGGUGAGGCCCUCCGUCGUAUCUCCGAGGGAGCUGCUAUGAUUCGCACCAAAGGUGAGGCUGGUACCGGUGACGUUGUCGAAGCCGUGAAGCACAUGCGUACAGUCAACGCCGACAUUGCCCGCGCCCGUGCUAUCCUGCUGUCCUCCGCUGACCCAGAGCCGGAGCUGCGCCUGCUCGCUCGCGAGUUGGAAGCACCUUAUGAGCUCCUGCGCGAGACCGCCGAGAAGGGUCGCCUUCCCGUGGUGAAUUUCGCUGCCGGUGGUGUUGCCACUCCGGCCGACGCCGCUCUCAUGAUGCAGCUGGGCUGCGACGGAGUGUUCGUGGGCUCGGGCAUCUUCAAGUCGGGUGAUGCGAAACAGCGUGCCAAGGCCAUCGUCCAGGCGGUGACUCAUUACAAGGACCCCAAGGUUCUCGCGGAGGUCAGCGAGGGUCUGGGCGAGGCGAUGGUUGGCAUCAACGUUUCGAAAAUGCAGGAGGCCGACAAGCUAGCUCAGAGAGGAUGGUAG
Molecule: messenger RNA, 918 nt
Organism: Aspergillus tanneri
Lineage: Eukaryota; Fungi; Ascomycota; Eurotiomycetes; Eurotiales; Aspergillaceae
Gene: SNZ1
Product: pyridoxal 5'-phosphate synthase subunit PdxS
Exons: 3
Coding region: 1-918 (305 amino acids)
Biological process (GO): pyridoxine biosynthetic process; pyridoxal 5'-phosphate biosynthetic process; amino acid metabolic process
Molecular function (GO): amine-lyase activity
Source: RefSeq, a predicted model, not a curated record